This is a messenger RNA of Bacillus rossius redtenbacheri, 23630 nucleotides long. Its product is annotated as beta-1,3-galactosyltransferase 5-like. The transcript is spliced from 4 exons. Lineage: Eukaryota; Metazoa; Arthropoda; Insecta; Phasmatodea; Bacillidae. The record is from RefSeq and is a predicted model, not a curated record. Bases 7668 to 9212 code for a protein of 514 amino acids. Gene Ontology annotation, cellular component: Golgi membrane. Gene Ontology annotation, molecular function: hexosyltransferase activity; protein dimerization activity.
AGAAUGGCUUCGUUUGAUUUUUGUUUUGAUGGAUGGCUUAAUAAAAAUAUUUUGUUUUGAAUGGUCAUUUUUCUUGGUUUUUUGCCUCGGUUGUAGUGUGUUGGUUAACCUGGAUUUUAUAGUAAUUUUAGGAAACACACCUGUUUUUUAUUUGUUUUUUUUUAAUAUUUAAAGAUAGGAAUGUAAUUCGAAGAAUCAAUUUUUUGUAGUGCCAAUAAUGUUUAUAUUAAAUUUAAUGGUCAUGGCAUAAAAAUCUUAACAUUUAGAUAGUAUGGUGUUGCUUGUCGACGUUUGUUUCAUUUUGAUAACAGGCAAAGGAACAUAUUAUGUUAUGGACAUUGUCAUAUAAUACUGUGUACAGGAGAUGCACAUUCACCUAUUAGCAAUACUGUGUGUGCAUGGUCGACAGACGAGCUGGUCUUGCAGGGCGCUGGGACCCUGUUGGAAAGUGUGCACACUCCUGGCCACUGUGUCUAGCAUCUCUGGCAGUAAGAGCUAAAACACGACCACUCUCGCGCCUGUCAUGCCAGCCAGACCUGCAUAAUGUGUCAUCCUUGUCCAUAGAAUAGAGCAAGAGGAUGGCUGUUCAGCUCCUGAUCCCAGCAACGCUAAAUAUUUGAACAUCAGAUGGCUUCUCAAUUUUGCUUCUUCCGUUCAUUGGUACUUGGCAUCAUUGGAAUAUGCAUAAUCACCUACUCAUCAUUUUAUGGCACAAUUGGAUAUUUUUAUAUGAAAUAUGAUGGCACUGUAGCUGUUGGUCAUAAAAUUUUUUCCACUGCACAGCCCCAUCCGAGCUCUAUAGUGCGACAAGAGAAAAAAGUCUUCUCGGAUUCCACGCUGCACAUCAUCCGCCUUCCCCUUUCGCAGCAUGGAAGGAGGGGUGUCUGGCCUAGUCGUUGCGCUUGAGUCGUCUUACAAGAGCAGCAAUGCCGUAAUUUGUAGUCAGUCCAAACAGUUUUAUGUGCCUCAUGGCAUUGAGUUAUUAAAAUGUUUGUUUAAUUUUAUGAUAAUAAUUCUUUAUUGAAAAUUACCUUUUGAAUUUUAUGUAUAAACCACCUAUGCAUACAUAUUUAAUAUAUCUAUGUAUAAAGGAACUUCCAAAGGCACGGCUAGAAAAACUUUGAUGGACAGAGUCUAAUUUACUGCGUAGCUAAAAAAUUAUAACUGGGCCAAGAUUAUACCAAAGUGCUUCAGAGCCUAUUAAUUACAUGCAUGUCCCGCUUCAAAACAAAACAGGCAUAGAAAAUUACCACUGUGCAUGAACAGGAAUAAAAAAAAAUGUGAGUGAUAUGGAAAUGUCUAAUCUUGCUACCAAGCAAAUUUUGUGCUCUCAUAUUGCAAAUACGAAACUCUGACACAAAAUUUAACGUAGAAUUCUUUUAAAUAAUGCCUAGAAUGAUAAAUAUAUACACAAAUUGUGUUUUCAACUAAAUUUCUGGACGUGAAUCAAACACAGUUCUGAGUCUGCUACUAGAAUUUGCUGCUGAAGCAGGUACAUAGACUGUUGAAUCAUUCAAUUUGCAGAGUGAAAGGUUAAACUAUUUAAUGGAACAGCUCUUAUAAAAGUGAAAAAGACUUGGAAAAAUACUAAACCCGGGCUUUGGACCUGAUUUUCAACAAUGAAUUUAAUUUAAAUACUGAUUAAAAAUUCACUAAACAGUUUACGCACAUGUUAGAUGAUUAUAAAUUAUAACAAAGUCUUACACUAUAGUUGUACUACUAUAAAGUUUUAUUUCUUAAUACCUAUGCACAUUCAUAGACAUUCAUUUCCCAAUUAACCUUUAAUUUUAAUUUAAAAUUAAGGCUAUAGGUCUACCUAGUAUGAAAUAAUCUAAUAGACUGAGCUAUGUAUUUAAUAAUAUUGUAGCAAUAAGAUAUACAAAUAAAAUAUGUUCAUAUAUAUAUGCAAAAGCACAAUUUGUAUACACCUAUCCCUCACUUAGCAUGACUAAUUUGUUACUGAAAAUGCUCGUGUUAUUCGAAAUCACAUAUUCUGAAGCAUUAGUUUCCAUAAAUAGCAAGGCUAAUUUAUUUAAUGUGUUCCAAAAUUGUGUAGGAAAAUAUACUUUACAUAAUAUAAAUGCAUUGAAUAACACUCAACUAUAAAUAUGACACACCAUUUAUCUUUAUAUACCUCCCAUCGCACUUUGUAUAACAAAUACGACAUCGUGUAACGGGAGAUACGUGGUUAUGUUCCUUCUUGUCAGUCUGCUGGCUGAAAUGCCCACCCGGGCAUGACCUUCAACUCGCAUGGCGUACCUUUCCAAACCAUCCUUUAUUGACAGUGAAACCAAUAUUACUGUCCGGAUACUUACAUUUUAAGUUUAAAAAAAUUAAAGUGCUUAUUCGAGUAUCACCACCUGGUUCACACCAAUCCUGUCAGGCCAAUGAUUUUUUUUUCAUUGCAACAUUCAUUUAACAAUCUUUUCCACGUGAAUCAACUGUUCAUUUCUGUUCCGGUAUCUAAUGUAACAUAUAUUCCAGCUAGUACAACCAACAGUAUCAGACUUAUGCAAACCAUUGUAAGAGUCCUUAUUUACGAUAUGUACGAUUAUGCUCACAGUUAACUUGCUUAAAACUAAAGUGCAACCAACAUAAGCGUUGCCUUCAUGACAAUCUGCAUGCCGUAAUACUUCUAGUUUUGUCUCAAAUACUUGAACACGAUGCAUUAUGAGUGAUCAAGCACGUACAGUUACCGGCAGCUGAAUGGGCAGACGUUGCUUUUGUUCGAGUGAAUUCCCUGGCACUGGCUAGACUGAGUUCACGGCUCGGUUUGUGGCCAGGCGACAACAGUACGGCACGGCGGCAUACACUCCAUAGCCAUAAUUUAACUUGCCAUAUCUGAUGUUUGUACAACAGCUGAUAGCGUAGACAGACCUGCGCGCACAUCUUUUCCCCCCUUGUUUGGCUAACUGUAUCCCAUGGCACAUCUUUUGUUUACAGAAAUUGAAACAGACUUUGUGGCGCCGUGCUCGAAUUUUUUUUUUUUUUGGCUGCUGAGAUUUCGUGCUAACUGAAAUUUACAGACGUGCUUUUCAAGACUGGAUCAGUAAAAUUCACAUCGUGCUAAAUGAAUCCAUGCAAUCUGAUGACGUGCUAAGUGAGGGAUAGGUGUAAUCCAAUAAUCUGUUACUAAAAAAAGUAAAAAAUCUUUUUUUCUGUGACAAGGUUUCAACCAUAUGAAAAAUUACUCCUUGAGCUUAUCAACAGUGCGUUCUACAACUGCUCUAUUGAGACAAUAGGGAAGUUUCUUACAUGUUUUAAAAUUUGGGAUUACUUUUUACCAUGACUAUAUUAGUUUACCUAAUUUAUUCCAGGGUAGUUUCACUCUCAUAAAGUGACUAUUUACUAGUGAUGGGUCGGUCCCAGUUCUUGGUUCCGCCGGUUCUCAGCAAAUUAACCGGCACCGAGAACCGGAAAUAUGUCGGUACCAGAUCAGUGGCGUAGCCAGAGGGGGGGCCAAGGGGGCCAUGGCCCCCCCCGAAAGUUAAAUCUUAUUUUUUUUUAAUAUAAAGUUUGCAUAAAUAAUUGUUAUUUAUUUUAAAAUACUCUUACACUUAUCUUAUUCAUACAAAAUUUUACCUCAAAUUUAUUAUUUUACAAUGGUAUUGAGGACAAAGAGAAGUAAUAUUUACUCGGUUCCAGUGCUUAGUCUAAGGAAAGCUGGAAUAACUUUGUGCGUCAUAGGAAGGAAGUUGUUGCCAGGUCAAAGUCUUUUCUUUUUACAGUUGUUUGUGUGUUUCUGAGGGCUGGCUACCUGGCUUACCCCUGUCACAGCAGGGGUGCGAGCUGGUCAGCCCCUGCUGCCAACUCCCUUUCAAAUAGCCACGCCUAGCGUAGCGUGCGAGGGGCAGGGGUAGGAGACUUGUGACCUUGUGAGGUAGGAAGGGCGAGCACUCAGCAGUGGUCACGGAUGUGUGCAAAAAGCAACAGUAUCGUCAGCUCGUUGUUACACGUAAAGUAUAGAUAUGUGCGACAAAAAAAGGAAAGGAAGUAAUUUACUUUCGUAUUUUAAUAAAGUGCCGAAGCAAGACGGAAGUGGAGAUGAAAUGACAAUAACAGCUAUUUGUUUUUAUUUACUUAUUUGUGUAUUUUAUGUGAGCCAACAUAAAUUAAAUCUCGCCAAUAGUCCAACACGCAAAUAUGUCAUGCGAAUCGAAGUUUUUAAUCGGACUGAAAUUUUCCAUGGGAAUAGGUAUUGUUCACAAUCUAGAUUCAAUAACCAAAACAUUUUGGUACCUACAUGGAAACAAUCAAUGUUUUUUAUUGUUUCAUCUAGAGAUGGACGAGCCUUAGAGUCUUGAGCCGACCCAAAAUGAGCUACAGAAAAACAACAUAAAAUCAAGCCGGGCAAAAAAAAAAAAAAAAAAAAAGAUCCUAUUUGAGCCUAAAUCAAUGCCAUUUAUACGAAGGAAAAAAUUGUUUCUCUUUCUUCAUAAUAAUUACGUUCAUAGUUUUUGACGACAAUAAAUAUUUUUAAAGGUUUCGAGUGUGUGUACAAUUUCUUCAUCUUAUUUAUUUUUUUAUUACAUUAUUUACUUUGUUGAAAUCUGUGACUUGAUUCAGUGGUUAAAAAUCAACUUAUUUGAUAUAACAUUUUAUAGCUCACGAGCGGCCCGUCCGGCUUCGCACGGGUGGACAUGAUUUUUUUAUAUUUUUAUAUUUGAUUAAUAUUUUGUUGUUGUUUCAUUUAUAUAUUUUUUUUUAACACAGUAUCACAUUAUCUAUGUAUACUUACAAUCCGAAUUUGUUCAUCGUUGUUUUAUUAAAGUAACUUAUUUAAUCUUAAGGGAGACAUAUUACUUAGUAUUUUUUAAUUUACAUUUUUACAUUUUAAAUUUUUAUCUGUUCCUACCUAAUUAAAUUUCCUAAGUAUUUUAAUUUGUAUAUAUAUAUUUUUUUUAGUUAAUUUUUUUUCUUGUUUUAGUUGUGCGUAUUUAUUUUAAAAGCUUUUCUAAGUCAUUGUAAUUUUUACAUUUCUGUAAUUAAAUUUUUAUUUUAAAGCUUUAUUUAAUUCUAUUGGUUCUUACUUUUAUUUUACAAAACUUUUACCUUAAGGCUUCACUGUACACUAUGUUGGCAGUGGUAUUUGUAGGUGAUAACAAAACAUAUUGAUUUUCAGGAGAUCCUACUCGAGAGAAGCAUUCUUUUCUUAGGUCGAUGCCAACAAUCGAAAAAGUUUGUACCUGUGAUUUAUUUAUCGUAAGGGCAAACAAUAUCUUCACAGGAAACUGUAACCUUUUAAAGGAUAUAGGCAAAUCUGUCGGAAUCAUCGGGAUUCGCGGAAUGUGAGCGAGCUGUCUGGCCGUGGGCCCAGUGAUGAUUGUUGCUACAAUCACAUUGUCUCGUAAUUCCUUUAUCAAAAGUUUUGUGCCAUUACACAUACUAGGAGGGCUUAAAUUUCUCAAUAGCAUAAUGGGAGUACCUCCUUUUAAUUUUAGUUCGUGGGGUGGCAAGUCGACAGGAUUAAGGGAAUUUAAAAAUUCUUGUGGGUAGUGUACUGUAUCUUCGAUGUUGCACAUGGUGUUAAUAGAUUUGUAACAUUUAUAAUCACCAGGUACUUUUUCCAUAAUCAUUAUAUUUAUCUCAUUUACUGAGUCAUUUCUCGGUGACACUAUCGCCCUUGAACAGAGCCAUUUGAAAUUUCUUUCUGUGAAAUUUUCGAUGUCGGGAUAGAUUGUGUCCAUCAGAAUUUCUAGUCUGUUAUCAGUUUGAGCUAAUUCAUUGUCCAACAAUACUUGGGGGCUAUGUAAAAUGUUGAAAAAAUGUAAAUAAAAAAAUACUAAGUAAUGUCUCCCUUAAGAUUAAAUAAGUUACUUUAGUAAAAAAACGAUGAACAAAUUCGGAUUGUAAGUAUACAUAGAUAAUGUGAUACUGUGUUAAAAAAAAAUAUAGAAAUGAAACAACAAAAAAAUAUAAAUAAAAGGUAAAAAUAUUAAAAAAAUCAUGUCCACCCGUGCGAAGCCGGAACGGGCCGCUAGUGACUUAUUAAAUUCGUAAUAUCUAUUGAUUGGAAUAGCCGAUUUGAACAAUUCAAAAAGUAAUCUACAUGAAUCGAAACAGUCUUUAAAACAAUAUGAUUUAUUUGGAUAAGGAUUUAAACAGAAGUAUGAAUAACAUCGUCUAAUUUUGGUCGGUAUUUCUAUAAACUUUUAAAAUGUAAGAAGUGGUUAUUGUGACAUAACGAUAAUAGUUGGACACAUAGUAUCGUUAAGUUUUUUGUAGAUAUUGAUAUGUUAUUUAAUAUUGUAGAAAAUACUUUUGUUCUAUCAUCAAUAGUUUCCGCAGCGCAUGCGACGUAAGAUGUUUUAUGGCAUUUUUUUUACACCUUGGGUUACGUUACUAAAGUUUUAGUAAGGAUUCCUUAUAUUUUCUAGCAAUAAAUAUAGCCUAUGUUACUCAGGGUGAAUGUAGCUUUCUAAUGGUAAUAAAAUGUUUGAAAUAAUAAAAUGUUUGAAAUCGGCACAGUAGUUUUUGAGUUUAUUCAUUACAAACAUACACACAAAAAUACAAUUCUUUCCUCUUUAUAAUAUUAGUGUGGAUGAAUAAAACAGUAUAACAUGCAUGUCAAUGGAAUGGGGGGAAACUAAUUUAUAUACAUCAUUAGUCACAUGCAUGUUAUUUAUAUUAACUGCAGUUAUUAAUGGGGUAAUUUGUAGAUAAAAGCUGUACAAUAACAUUCUGCAUUUAAUUAUUAGGUUCCCUGUGAGUUAUUUGUUUAUGUAUUUUACGAAGUUACGUAUGAAGUAGACAGUCAAAAAACAUACCGUAAAUAUUUAUAAUAACAUAAAUACUUUGAAUUUGUUUAUUGUGACUUUACAAAUGCUUUGGUACCCAUGAUCAACCAAUUAAUCGGACAGUGCUACAGAAGUGUCUUUUUUCUUUAUUUUGUACAGGCUGCUGACGAGAAUAAAACAUCGCAGUGUUCAGGUCCUUCUUUGGAACACAGACAAUCUCUUUAUGAGCAAAGCACAUUUGAAAUGGCGAGUUUAAAAAUGCAAACUAAGCAUGAUAUCGGGAGUUUCAUUGACAGACACAAUGUAAGCGAAGAUGAAAAGGAAGCUGUUUUAAAAAACACGUGAACUCCAAAUGCUGACUACAAAUUUGAAAGUCAAUUUAAGGGCAAUAGAAAAAGGAAUUUUCAGAUUAAUUGGUUGGAAAGAUUCAGCUGGCUAGCAUAUUCCAAUGAAAAGAAGGGGGCAUUUUGUAAAUUUUGUGUUCUUUUUGGACCGACUUCAAGUAGUGGUACUGGUAAAGGAUCACACCAAUCUGUUGGUUCUCUGGUUAAAAUCCCUUUCACCAACUGGAAGGAUGCCAUCGAAUGCUUUCAGAAUCAUGCAAACAACAAAUACCACAAAGAUGCUAGCGUAUCAGAAAGUAACUUUCUUCAGAUUUGCGAUGGUAAAAGAGAGGACAUACAAACUCAGCUAAAUAAUCAAGCAAAAGAAAUCAUCUUAAGCAACAAGAAAAAAUUAGCAGCAAUUAUUCAGACAAUUGUGUUGUGUGACAGACAAGAAAUUGCACUUAGAGGCCACAAAGAUGCAGGACGCCUUUCUAUUGAAGAACCCGACAGUAAUGAUGGCAACUUCAGAGCACUGUUGCGAUAUCGUGCUAAACAUGGGGAUGAUGUGCUAAAAGAACACAUCACAACCUGUAGUGGAAAUGCUAUGUACACUAGCCCAACUGUACAAAAUGAGAUCAUAACCAUUAUUGGCACUACUCUCCAGGAAACCAUUGUCAACCGAGCAUUAAAAGCGAAUUACUUCACGGUACUGGCAGAUGAAACAAGUGACGUGCAGCGAAUAGAGCAAUUUUCGUUGUGUAUAAGAUAUGUUGAUCCAGAAGUCACUGAACUGCGGGAGGAUUUUCUGUCAUUUGUUCCCGUGUAUGAUGUAAGUGGGGCUGGACUAGCAAAUACUAUAAAGAAAAAUUUGGUUUCCCUUGGUUUGGAUAUGAACAGACUAAGAGGUCAGGGAUACGAUGGAGCAUCGGCAAUGAAAGGCGAAUUCCGAGGUGUCCAGGCUAUUAUAGCAGAAGAAUACCCGAAGGCAUUGUAUACUCAUUGUGCCUCGCAUUGCCUUAACCUCUGCCUCAACGAUUCUUCAAAGAUCCCAUGCAUUCGAAAUUCUUUUGGUAUUAUGAGUGAGGUGUGCAAUUUUUUUAGAGCUUCUCCUCAUAGAAUACAUGUACUGAAAACCAAAUUAAAUUCUUCACCACUGAACCACACGGGCUUAAUAAAGUAUUGCGAAACACGUUGGGUAGAAAGGCACGAAGCAGUUUCCCUUUUUGUAAAUGCUCUGCUUCAUGUGAUUGAAGCUCUAGAACACAUCACCGACGAAAACAAGGAAGGAAGUGCUAAAGCACAGAUCCUUCACAAAUGUGUCUGUGACUUUAGCUUCAUUAUUAGUCUUAAAGUUUCCGAGAAAAUGCUUUCACUGACUUAUUCACUCUCCCAAUGUCUACAGAGCAAAUCCAUAGACCUGGCUACAGCUCUUAGCCAAGUUGAGUUAGUUGGCCUAAAAUUAGCUGAUAUGCGCAGCAACAGCGAUGAAGAAUUUGAAAAUAUUUUCAAAGAUUCUUUAGAGCUUGCAGAUGUUCUUGGUGUGGUUCCAGCAAUCCCAAGAUGUGUAGGCAGGCAGAAACAUCGUGAAAACUACUCAGCAAAUUCACCAAAGGAGUACUUCAGGAGGAUGUCUUUCAUUCCUUAUAUUGAAGAAAUGAGUUCAUCCCUCAGUGAAAGAUUCUUAUCUCAUAAGAAUAUUAUUGUAGGAUUGCAGUGCAUCAUACCAGUGAAUGUUGUAAAAUCUAGUUUCAGUGAUGUAGAGACAGCUUUUAAUUUCUAUGCUGAUGACCUUACAAACACCAAUAAAGUCAUGUUCAAAGGUGAGUGGGAUUUAUGGAAAAUGAAAUGGAAAAACUCCAAAGAUGAGCUACCGAAGGACGCAAUCACUGCACUGAAGAAGUGCGAAGAAAUGUUGUUUCCAAAUUUACAUAUACUUCUGGAAAUUCUGGCCUCUCUGCCUGUUACCACAGCAUCAGUUGAAAGAAGCUUUUCAACUCUGAAGAGACUGAAAACCUAUCUCAGGAACAGCACUGGUGAAGACCGUCUAAAUGGACUCGCACUAAUAUCCAUACACCGCAGCAUACCAUUAAACGAAGAUAUAUUGAUUGAGAAAUUCGCAAAGAAGAACAGAAGAAUGCUGCUUGUUUAGAUGGAUUAGUAAAAGAGUGGCCUUUAAAAUGAUUAAGAACGUGGUUAUAAAUUCUUAAUAGCAGUUUUAAAUUUUUGUUUGGUGUUUUCAACUUUAAAAUGAUUUUUUGACAGUUUGUAGAUAACUUUUUUUUUAAAGAAGUAUUGAGUUUUCAUAAAAUCACUAUGAACAUAUUCGAGAAAACAUGUAAAUUAUAGAAGUUGUUCACUUUAGGUGUCUAUACUGUAUAUACGUGUUUUGAGAUUUAGUUAUCAUGGAAAUAUUAGCACAUAAUUUAUUUCUUUAGUGCAUAUUUUACUUUUUCAGAUACCUAUUGUUUGAUGUUUUAAAAGUUUAAAUGUUUGUUAUUGAAAUGUUAGUAUACAUACACUUCUUAAGUUCUUAAUGGCUAGGUUUUUAAGUAUCAUGAAUGAAUACGAGAAAAUUAAUAGAUUAUAUUUGUUCGUGCAAUGUGUUUAUACAGUAUGUAGCUAAUGUAAUAUUUGUAUUUGGUGUUCGAUUGACCAAGGAAACAUUAGCCCUUGCUUAAUGUAGAUUUUUAUUUAAUGUAUGUUUGUUAUUAUAAGAUUAUAAGUUUAGAAAUUUUUACUUGAAAUGCCAAUAUACUAUGCUAUUUUUUUAAGCAGUCCCGAGUAUACUUUCUAAAGAUACAUUAAAAGAAAAAAAUGUAUAUUCAGUACAAACAGUGCAGCUAAAAUAGUAUGAGAGUAUUGAGAUCAAUGGAUUGAUUAAGAUUUAAGAAAACAUUAGCACUUGCUUAACACACACACACACACACAUAUAUAUAUAUAUAAUACUAUUAAAGACGUAAGUCACGUAAUUAUUGUCGACAGUUGAAAGAAAUUGUAUUUUAGUUUUAGUGUUCCUGCUUGCAAGCCGUUUGUAUAAGUACUUUGAAGGUCAUUUAAAUAAUAGUGAAAUUUUUCACACAAAAUUUUUUUUACAAAAAUAUUGUAUUAUCUGCUAAUUAUAUAGUCUGUAUUGUGGCACGAUAAACGCUUAAAUAGCACCAUUUUGCACCUUGAAAUCCUAAUUUUUCCGGGGCAGGAUUCCCGGAACCCCCCCCCCCCCCCCAAUUUGGAGGACGGGUGAAUGACGAAAUGUGGGCCCCCCCCGAACAGAAAUCCUAGCUACGCUACUGGUACCAGUGCCGAUACUACGAAAAGCAUUACAGUUAAUACAUUCCCCAGUAAAAUGCUAUGGUAUAUUGCCCACAACCAACACACACAUAUUCUCUCACUCUCUCUCUAACACACACAUGCACGUACACGCAGCCCCAUGUGACAAGCGAAUGGUUCCUAAAUCUUUGAAAAUUGCAGGUGACACAUACAAAGGCAGUGUCCCCUUACCUCCCUUCAUCCAUUUGUGUUCUCUGCUAGCCCGCCGCCAUGGCCGCUGGCAGGAAGUGUCCUAAAGUAAACAAGAGUUUUUGUGCAGAGAUUCCAACCCUCUUUUUGUCCCUCUUUUCACUAGCAAACAGGGAUGACCAUUUCAACUAAAAGUAGACCUAUAGAAAUUAACACAGGCUCAAUAUACUUUAAAAAGUUAUAAAAAAUAAACUGACAUUUAAAGUGGUCUUUAACACUCAAAACAAAAACUUACUUUGUUCUGUCAACUUGCCCUAACUCUAAAAGCCCACAAGAUCAGUACUUUACACAUUCUCUCUCAUUCUUCCAGCUCUGGCUGGCCGAGGUUUUUUUAAUCACUCCCACCUCCUCCUCCAAUAGGCUUCAUAUGCCCUUCUGAAACGCCUGGUCUCUCCAGCCUUCAGCACUUACACCCCAGUCAACUACAUAUUUACCAGCCACAGUUUCAAGCCGAACGACCCAGUGACAAUAAUAAUUCAAUUAUUCUGUAAAAAAAGCUGAUGGACUCAUUCUUGCAAAACCUCUUAGGGAGAAAAAGGCAGGAGUUGACUAAAAAAGUACUAGUAAGAAACUGGAUGUGCCAGCAGGCUAAAAAUUGUCUGUUCCAAAUUUUUUGAUAAAAUUAGUGCAGAUGAAAUGGACUUGGAAGGAGAACUAACGUCUACUCCUAAGCCGAAAAGAGGACGCCCACGUAGAAAUCGAAAACCAGAAACAGAAUUUGAACACUCCAGUUCUUACAGUCUCCAUGACAGUGGUAGUCGUUCUGAUGAUGGCUCCAAUUUUAAUGAAACUAAAUCUGAAGAUUUUGGAAAAGACGUUGGUACCAGUGGGCCUAGCAAAGAAUAUCUACUGGAACCAAAAUCUCUAAAAAGUAAUUUAGAAAAAAGUGAUUUUGUCAUAGUAAAAAAAAUGCAAGAAAGCAUUCUCCUGGUUUGAUAACAAACUGCUGAGUUAAGAAAAAUCAAACCCUACAAUAGACUGCAUGAGCAAGACCAAAAUGUCAGGAUAUAGUCUGAUAAAAUUAAUAAUUUUGUUUACAAAUGAGCUGACAAAGAAAAUAAUCAACUUUCCCAAGCUAAUGAAACGAGGACACUUAAGUGUUGCUGAGAUGGCUGAUUAUUAUUUAGAUUGAAAAGUUUAACUUUGGCAAAAAAAAGUCAUAAGAACCAAAGGACAUGCUUUGAGAAAUUGUUUUUCAUAACUACAAUUGGUUUAUUGUUUUUCAAAAUGAUAAUAAAAACAUUUUUUAGCAAAUUUGCUAGGUCCAUUCAUUAGCAGUUUAUUAAGGUAGGGGGUUUCAAUUGUCCAACAUAAGAAAUCUAUUCAAUUUGUAUGAAAUCAAGUGAAUGGACCAAAGUCACCCCAAGCAGAGGCUACUUUGGUCCAAAACUUUAAAAAUAGUAAAUAAUUAAAAAAAAAAAAAGGAAAAAAAAAAUUAAAACAAUACAGUUGCCUCCUUUAUACAAUGUUAAUUGGUUAAAACUCAACUUGGAUAAUGUAAAACCAAAUAUUUUGUAUUAACAGAAAUGUUAUAUUUACGAAACAUAAAUUUUCUUUGAGAAGUUUGUUUUUGGUUUAUUAUUUUGCAUGAAUGAAACUUCAUUAUAACAGCUUUUAGACAACUGAAAACAUUAGUAUUAUGUUUAAAUUUGCUAUUUUAUUUUACCAAAGAUGACUUACAUUUAUUAAAAUUAAUUGGAUAUGUUCUGAACACUCAAAAUGGCCACCAAAAAGACUUCCAAAACACUUAAAAAAUUACAAAUGAAGGGAAAAAUUACAUUGAAGAAGAUAGAAAACAUGUCUAAAAAAAAAACUAUCUGAAGGUCUCUGGGCAAUGACAGAUGGACACAGUUAUGACGUUUUAGAGAUGUGCCAUUCAAGUAAUUGUGUGACGUACAAAAUGUAAUAUAAUGGAAAUUCAUGCCUUGCUCUUAUGGGGCUCUUUUAUAGAGACAUUACAUUUUUGGAAAUAGUGGUUUCAAAUAUUUUCUUCAUCACGGUAAAGUCAUGCUUUUUACCAUUAGAUCAAAAAUUGAUUACAAGUGUUGUAAAGGUUUUGAUGAAAGGCACUAUCAUGAUAAUUUGUUCUGUAAGUGUAAGGAGGCGAAAAAAAAAAAUUGUACAUAUUUUUGGCAAAGCACAAAUCCACAUUCACUAGACAAACAGGGUUAGAAUUUUUAUGAUGAAUAAAUACAUAAUUUUCGGGGCCUUAACUCUUCAUCAGUAUACUAACACAAAGAAAAUAUUUCUGUGUUCAAUGUAUGUACCUAUGUACAGGGGUGCAACAACAGGGGGGGGGGAAGGGUAUUUUGCCCCCCCUCUGAAACCUUGAAGUGGGGGCAAACGGGGGCAAAGAAAGUGCUGUGUAAUCAAUUUUUAGAUACUAAAACUGCUUAAAUAGCACCAUUUUCCACCUUUAAAUACAAAUUUUCCCGGGGGAGGACCCCCGGACCCCCCCGCUUCAAUAGGGGGGAUCGAUGAUUCUUUAUAAAAAGGUAUUUUGCCCCCCCCCCCCCCCCUGGAAAUUUAGUUGUUGCGCCCCUGCCUAUGUAUACAGAAACUGUUGACCGUUAUGUAUGUGUCGAGGGUCUUAGGAAAUAGUCUAAAAAAAAAAAAGCAAAGAAAACCUUUAGGUUUGCAUUAUCCAUGGUAUGGAGGGAGCAAAAAAAUAAUUAAAAUGAUUGUGAUUUUUGCAGCAUUGGUUUCUGGAUAUAAUUCCAAAAAUAGGAAAGUAAUUGUCUAUCCUAACCUACCUUCAUGCUAUUCAGCCGGAAGGACAUGGACAGAUACUUCAUGUCCCUUAGCCACCUCAUUUUAUUGAUGAUGUUUUACAGUCAGAAGAAAAUAGGCCAGGUGAUGAGGAGUUCCAAUGUUUUCCAGAAAAUUUAGAACCACAGUUGUUUACACAAGCUGAGUUAAAAACAUGAUUUAGUGAGAGAUUUGGGUUUGACAUGAAAAAAUAGAAUUGUUAGGUUCUAGGCUGAAAGAAAAAAAUAUAUUGGCAUCUGGGACAUCUAUUUACCAAUAUAGAACAACAGUUUGCUCAGUUUUUAAAGCAGGAAGAGGAUUUGGUUUUUUGCCAUGAUAUUGGUAGUCUAAUGAAUGAAUUUGGCAUUGAGUAAAAAGAGGAAGAUUGGAGGCUUUUUAAAGAUUCAUUAAAAACUAGUUUUAAUUCAGUUCUUUUACACAAUAGAAAUACUUAUGCUUCACUGCCCGUUGAUCAUUCAGUCCAAACAAAGGAAUGUUACAAAAAUCUUGACAUGAUUUUAUAGAAUAUUAACUAUCCAGCUCAAGAUUAGAUGCUAUGUGGAGAUCUGAAAGUUGUUUGCAUGAUUCUUGGUCAACAAGAAGGAUUUACAAAGUUUCCAUGUUUUAUAUGUGAGUCGGACAACAGAGCAAGGGAUUACAUUGGUCCACAAAACACCUGGCGUGAAGAACAUUUUGCAUAAACUUUAGUAGAUCCAAAAAUGAUUUUUCUACCGCCUCUACAAAUCAAGUUAGGCUUAAUUAAACAAUUUGUAAAAUAUGGUGAAUGUUUCAAAUAUUUCCCCAUUAAUCAGAAACCAAACUGAGAGGAGGGGUUUUCAUUGGGCCUGAUAUUUGUAAAAUGAUGUUCGAUUCCAACUCUGAAGAAAUGGUUACUACAAAGGAAAAUGAGGCUUAGAUAUAAUUUAAGCAAGUUGUGACCAAGUGUUUUGACAAUGUGAAAGACCCAAACUAUGAGCUUAUCAUAGCUAAUAUGAUAGACAAGUUCAAAAAUCUGGUAUGUUUGAGGAGUCUUAAAGUUCACUUCUUGCACAGCCAUCUGACUAUUUUUUUCCCCUGAAAACUUGGACAACGUGAGUGGAGAGCAGGGGAAGCAGUUCCAUCAGAACAUAAAGGUGAUUGAGAAAUGGUACCAGAGACGGUAGAAUAUCAAUAUGUUGGGUCACUUCAUCGAGAAAAACAAAAUGUGUCGCAUCAGAGAUAAAGCUAUAUAUUUAUAUACAGACAAAAAAGAAAGGAAAUACAAAAAAUUAGUACGUAAAAUAUUUGUAUUGAAGUGGUGAAUUUUAUGAUGACUAAAAAUUCUAGCUCAAUUUAAAGAUAAGUAUGGUUUAAGUUAUAUAUUUUUAUUUUUUAUGUAUCAAAUUUUUUCCCAUUUAAAAAUAUAAUCCAUGUCAUAUUCUAAGAGAACUAUGGGUGAUACAAAAAAAACUUGCUACCAGAUACGGUUUCAGCAACCAAAAAUACGUAAUAUUUUAAUGUAUUUGUUUAAAAAGUUUUUACAAUUUUUUUUUGUUGGCCUGAGUAAUUCUCUAAAAAGUAUCAUUUAAUAUUACAAAGUUUUUACAAAUCUUUUUUGUUGGCCUGUGUAAUUCUCUAAAAGGUAUCAUUUAAUUUAAGAAAAUUUUAAUAUAGCAAUACGAAGGGUGUACUAUAUUGAUUUAUAUUUGCUAAAAUGAACAUGUACUCAAGGCUUAAAUACCUAUAUAACAUCAAAUGAUUCUGUAUUAUAAAACGUAAAAGUUACAAUGAAAUAUACAAUUAUUAAUUUGCUAACAAUUUCAUUCUCUGACUGACAUAUACUUAUCAUAUCAAAAAAUUGCUUUCACAAUGUGAACACAUUUAUUCAGUUAUAUAGUCAAAUGAUACUACAUUUCAAAAUAUAAUUGCUAUAAUAAAUUAUACAUGUAAUAAUUUGCUAACUAUGCUAGCUAUGAUCUGACAAAUACUCAUAUUUCAUGAAAAAUUCCAUAUAAAACUAUAAAACAAGAGCUCGAAAGUCCAUAUGAAUCCGUGAAAACACUGCAUAUAUUUACAGUUAAAUAAUACGCAAAAAUAUUCUGCAUAACAUGUAUGGGUUAUAACCAAUAUACAAUUACUAUUUUGCUGAUGUUUCUGUGUGUUCACUUGUUAACUUAGUGACAAAAAUCCAAUAAAUUUGUAAAAUAUAAAAUAAAUGCUUUAUCUUUCUUCAAACUGAGAACACAAUUUAUACAGCUAUACAACUAAGCAAAUGAUACUGCAUUACAAAAUAAAUAUGUAAUAACUAAAAUCACAUGAUAUAGUUUUAGAUACUCGCAAAACAUGACAAAUUGUUCACACAAUACUUAAAAAAACAAAACAAAUUUUUUUUACAGAAAAUUUAAAAUAAUUGAAUAUGAAGCUUUGUAAUAUUCAUUCAAGUGGUAGGUAUGAUAUAACUGUCGUCAUACUCAAACAAUGAAUGAACAGGCAUGGCUACCCUCACAGGUGCAGUAAAGCAUCAUCCUUGAAAUAGUAGUGAAAAAGUACAGAACAAAAACAAACUAAUUUAAUAUUAGUGGGACAACUCAAACCAAAUAUAUUAUUUAUCCAGGGUGGAAACUUAACAGUAGGCAACACUUCUAGCACUGUAGCAUAGUAACGUACAUACUAAUUGAAGAGGUGGAUUCCAAAAGGGGUUAAGUCACAUUUUAGCGAUUUUGUGUUUAUAUGUGGAAUAACUAACUUUUUACUAUUCGCAUCUAUGGCUGUAACAGGUAUUCCAAAAGCGCUUAAGUUAUAGCUGUUAUGCGGUAGUGAAAUCUGGGUUUCUUUCCAAAACGUCCUAAGUCAGCAGUGUUUUCCAAACAAGCCUUGGUUAGUCAUGCACCGAUAUGCGCAUGCAUAAACAGGUAUUUGUUACUCUAUGGUGAAAGUAUUGUCAUGGUUUUGUACUGCAUAGAGGUUAUGUCUGUUUAUUAUUGUUAUUGUGGUGGUUUGUCUUGUCAAUAGUUAAUGUAUAAGUAAAUGCCAAAAUGAAUGUAAGUGAACUACAAGAUAGCACAUGUUCUGUAACAGAUAUAAGUAGUACACAAAGUAGAAAACGAGCAAUAAAUGAAGAUAAGUGGGUUAAAAACCGUAAAAAGUUUGCCAGAAACAGCAGUGAGGCCCAUGGUGCUCCUUUGGUUGCAUGAACGCAUAAAGAAGGCGGUAAUAGUUGUAAGGCUGCUUUGCUGUCUACAGCAGAUAUAAGUGCAUUUUAUGACAAAAUCUAUUAACACAAAACAGCUGCUGAACAGAAUAGCUUUGUUUUCAAGUAUAUUGUCGCACAAGAGCCUAAACAGCGUAGGCCCAGAAACAAAAAUAAGCCUAGAAGCCGUACCGUUACUAAAUAUUUCAUAUUACAGACAAGCGGUCGUAUUCUAAAUGUAUGUAACAAAACGUUUUUGUCUGUAACGAGAUUUUCUCGUAAAAGAAUAAACACCUUAAGCAAACACAUGGAAGUAUAUGGGGAAUGCCCACAUGAAAGGCGUGGUGGGGCUAGGUUAAAUCCCAAACACACUGCGAUAAAAGACUCAAUGAUUGCAUACAUUAAAACGUUUAGAUGCAAUGAAAGCCAUUAUGGCCGAGGAAAAAGUGUUCGUGGUUAUCUUAAUCCUGAACUUUCUAUCAAAAAGUUGUGGCGAAUGUGGAAAGAUAACCAAAAAAUAGAAAACAAACCAAUUGCUUCAUUAUCUAAGUUUUUCAAGGUGUUUCAAAACAACUUCAAUCUCAGCUUCGGAAGCCCAAAGACGGAUGUGUGCUCAUUUUGUUACAAGACUAAGAACCAAAUCAAGACGUCACGUGACCUUGCUGAAAAGGCUCGAUUAAUGACUCAGUAUAGGCUACAUACUCUUAGAGCUAAAAAAUUUUAUGAAAUCAUGAAGAAACAAGAAAACAAUAUAAUAAGUGUUUCAUUUGACAUGGAACAAAACCAACCACUGCCCAAAUUAAGCAUUGGUGAGGUCUUUUAUGCCAGACAAAUCUGGCUGUACAAUUUGACGUUUGUUUUGAUGGAAAACCAACAAAACACUUCCAACACAUCUGUGUACACUUGGACUGAAGACCAAAGUGGUCGAGGUUCUAAUGUAGUAUGUUCGGCAUUGAGUCAUUUUUUGGAAAAUCUUGAGAAAAAAUUGGCAAAUGUACCAAAAAUCUUUUUGACUCUGAGAUUAUUUUCAGAUGCCUGCAGUGGGCAAAAAAAAACACCAAUGUUAUGAUGUUCUUACUCAACUACGUUGCCAAAUCAAGAACCUUUGCAAAAGUGGAACAUUACUUUCCAAUCAGAGGUCAUAGCUAUAUGCCCCCUGACCGAGUAUUUGGAAGAUUUGAAAAGGAGUUACGGAAAAAAGAAACAAUAUUAGAGCCUUGUGAAUAUCACAAGGUAUUUGCGACGGGUGCUACAGUAAAUUUGUUAGGCAUAGAUUGGGUGGUCUCAAACUUUAUGGAAGCUUCAAAGAAGGCCAUAGUAAAAAGACUUCCCUUUAAAAUGCGUGAUCAACGUGUUCUCAUCUACUCAAGAAUGCAUGACACUACUAUUGACAUUCAAAACACAUAUUGUGGUCUGCCAACAACAGUCAAGGUGACUAAAUCACGUACAGUAUUGAAAGAAGCGUACACAAACGUUCCUGUUUCGCCAGCAGAAAACCAUAUUAGUGAAAAGAAGCGACAAGAUGUGAAGAAACUUCUGCAGUUUGUUUCACUCAGUCAAUGUGCAAGACAGUUUUACCAAACUGCUCUGACUAACAAUGUAGAAGGAGAUAACGACAACAAUAUUGUACUAUAUGAUGAAGAAGAGCCAUUCCUUUAAACAUUGUAACCUUAAUGUUCACUCAAAAGACUUGACACAUUUUAAAGAUCAUAUUGUUGCUUUUGUUUUGUACUAUGCAUAAGUCUACAUACAUAUUUUGUUCAGUAUUAUGUAAACAUCACACUUAGGCCUGUCAAUCUGGUAGGACUAAUAUUCUUCAAUUACAUGUUUUUCAAAAAGUCCUCAGUCACUGACAAGUUUUCCAAAAAGCUCUUAGUCACUGACAAGUUUUCCAAAUAGCUCUAAGUCACUGAUGUUCCGUUUUCUUAACCUAAUUACAGGUAAUAUAUUGAACUCAUAAUCACAAUAACUGCCUGAGAACAUGUUCUUAAUGUAAAACAUUAGCAUUAUGUGGAUUUUGUGCUUGACAUUAUCAAAAUACACAUUCACACCAAAAAAAUUGUUUCCUGGAAAAAGUACAUUUUUGACUUAGCCCCUUUUGGAAUCCACCUCUUUAAUUGUGAGUGUUCAGGGAUAAGCAUGUGAAACUGUUGAAAUGAAUUCACCGCCUCCGCUUCAAGACGCCAUGGCAUGGUUGUCACCUUCCCCCCCUCCCCUCCUAUCAUUCCUUUCAAGUCAUCAUAAUCACCUCCUCUUCUUUGCUCUGGCCUCCCUCCUGGGUUCUUGCGCAUGCGCAGCGCGCUCUAGGCUCCUGUAUUUAAGCCUCGGAGCUCCCUGCCUCCUCCUUCGGGUCAUUUCAUUUGGUUCAGUCAAUGAAUUAGGGGAACUGUUUUCGCAUCUUAAUGUAGAAUAACGUAUUUGGACUUAGUGUUGGUGCAACGUGAAGGCCAGGCAAGACAUGACACGUAAGUUGUAAUUUCUGCAAGUUGAUUUAGCAUCAGACGGUGGCUCUGUCUCGUAAGGUAACGUAAACUGUCAAUUAUUCUCCCGUACUAUAAAUUAUUGUUUUCAACCGCCACCAUUUAAAUUCAUUUAAUAAAAAUUAAAGUAGCCAGACACGCAUUCAUAGGGACCAUCUAAAAAGGCCAUAAAAAUUAAUAAUGGCAUACACUAUACAUUAAUUUACAGCUACAAUAUUACCAUAUGCCUGAGGAACAUUAUCAACGUAUGUAUUAAAUUUUUUAUGGCGUAUAACUUGCUGUGCUGCACCAUAAUAUUCCCUUGUGUAGCAUGCCAUGUCCUGUUGAGGCGUGUUACAUUCGCAGAUAUGAUUGUCUUUGGCGAUUUUGCUGUGGCUUGGAAUUAAUUUCAAAUUAUAGCCACGUAUUUUCUUGCGUUCUGGUUUCUUGCCCUUGUCGUUUCUUGUGAGAGAAUUUUAGCCUCAUGAUUUUUUAUCAUGUUUGUAUGAAGCAUGUACAGGUUGCCGUUCGACUGUACCACCUGUCAUGUUUGGCCUCAUGAGGUGCAUUUCCUGUUAUUUAGUCAAAUUUUUAAGUCUUUUUAAACUGUUCUUGUCCUGGAAUUUUAUGUCUGUAUAAUCAUUUUUUGUGUAAUCUUUUGGUAUUUUCUUGUUAAUCAUUGAGGGGCAUAAUGCACUUAUGCGCUCUUCCCUUAAGUUUGCACUUGUUACAUUCAUUGUGAUAAGCAUUGUACCUUUUUUGCAUAUGUUGAUAAUGUUCCUCAAGCAUAUGGUAAUAUUGUACCUGUAAAUUAAUGUUUAGUGUAUGCCAUUAUUAAAUUGUUUUUAGACGGUCCCUAUGAAUAAGUGUCUGGCUACUUCAAUUCUUAUUAAAGAUUGCAUGCUUGCUAUCACGUAAUAUGUAUGUAAUUGUUCUGGUUAAAAUUGAAUUUAAUCUGGGCACUUAUGAUUGAGUUCUUGGCUUUUGUAGGCCUGUCUUGAUCACUUUAUGAUAGUUACAUUUUUAUUUUGUACACUUAAAAUUUAUGUACCCGAUAUAUGUACAAAAUUGUGUGAACUGGAUACAUCUAAUCUUGGUAGAAAAGAAUUUCAAUAAAGUUACACUGGCCUUGUUACACAAUUCCUUCUUUUUUCCAUAACUUAUGUUAUUGAUUUGUUGUUUGAUGUUUUUUAUUUGAAACACACUUAACGAUUCUGUCUAUUACAGCAUAGAGGAAACUGUGUUUGUGUAACAAUUUCAUUAUGUGCUUGAGCGUUGAACUGGAGGUUCUUAGUGGGAUUUGAACCCGGCACCCUUCACUGUGAUGGUUAGGGGUCAAUCAUUUGAAUGGAGCAGAGGACAGUGACAUCAAAACAACCAAACACUCUCCAAAAAAAAUACAUAUCAAACUUAAUUUACAACUUAACAUAAAAAACAUAAAACAACAAAAUUCAUGUUUCUACAAUUCUGUGACAUUAUUUCAUAAAUAAGCUAAAUAUGAUCUUCACAAAGUUAUUCAACAUAAUUUCCAUAAUUUUUUAAGAAAAAUGAUUAAAAUAAUACUAUUAAUAUAAGAAUUUAAAUGAAUGCUUUUUAUGGAAAAUCUUUCUUCAUGGAAUGCAUGUCUUCAAAUAUAUAACAUUAUACCAUUGCAGGUGAAAAAAGUACAAUUAUCCCAAAAUACAAGACUAAAAAUAAAGAUAUGAAGUUUUAAAGACACUAAGAUCAUUUGCUAAGAAAUAUACUCUGAGUAAAUAACGCAAAUGACCACUGACAUUAUCUUUCACAUGUCAAUGCAGGCAUUGGACAUUUGAAAGUUUUUUUUAUAUUAACAUGGAAACAUGUGGGAUUCAGUACAUGUAUUUUCUGCAAAUUAAAACUGUACAAAGUUAAUUUUGCAAUAUAUUUUAUUAUACCCUCAAACUAUGUAUUCAUUAUUUGUUUCUGUAUUAUAUUCUGUAAACUCGAAUUAAAUUUUCUAUGCAAAUUUACAGUAUGUAGGAAAGCCGAAAACCAUUUUAAGCAUUUCUGUUGACCUAACUAUAUGUUAUGUUUGGCCAACCCUGAGAAUUCUAGCUUAAUGCCAGCUUUGCAGCCUUUGAUUGCAAACCACCAGUUCUAUUUGGUACAAUGCCAGAGCUGGUUUUGACUGUUAAAAAUUUAAUGCAAUAUUCUAAACGAAUGUGUUAGCAGGGUUUCCUAGCACUGCCUAAGUUUUAGCAUGUCAUGUUCAUUUAUCUCUUGCUGUAAAAUCAGAGGAUUUAUUGUCUACCUAUUAUUAGCUGUCCAACUAUUAGUGCAAUGUGCACUCAGUAUGUAUUUUCAGUGGCAACUUGCAGGAAAAUCACUAGGGAGACAUUUAAAAAAUUGAGGAUUUUCCAGAAAAAAUUCAUAAACACCAUGAAUAAAACUUAGACCAUCUUUAAACCAAUUCAGAAUAUGGUUCUGUUGAUUAAAAUUUCUUUCUUUUUUAAUUUUCUGCAGAAAGUAAACUUAUAAUUACAAUUAAAAUAACUGUUUGAAUCACAGAUAUCUAUUGAAUAAAAUUGUACAUACCAGUCCAUACUAAUUGCCAUGCAAAAAUUGUAAAGCCUUAGCUGCACACUAUUUUUACAGGUCCAGUGCCUUGUGGUUAAUCAAAGGUUUUGAGGUAUAAAUAUUUAUUUCACUAGACAUAUAUUUUACAAAAACGAUGACACCCUAUGCUGGCAUUUUUUUUUGGGAGAAAAGUUGGUGGAACACUUCUUUUUUUAACCCUUAAAAAGGGCAGCUACUUCAUAAAAAUUUAAAUUUUUUUUAGGUUUACCAAAAAAAAUUUGCAGUUGAUAAUUGUAAUUUUAAGAAAUAUGAUUUUCUAUUUUCACUUUAAUGUGUGCAGGCUUAAUGCAAUAGUAAGAGUUGUGAGCGCAAAUAAAUUCUGCAGGGCUUUCAAAUAUUCAUUUCAAAUUUUCACAAUUCUAACAAAGUUUGAUAUUUCUGUUCCUUUUUCUCAGGAAAAUGGAAAGACUACUCCACUUAAGUUUUAUGGGAUUAUUUUUUCAAAAUUUCAGUUAAAAAAACCUAUUUCUUAAGUUUUAUACGCAUAGUGCAGGAAAUAACCCUAAUAGGUUCUGAUGUAAUGAAAAUGCACAUUGCAAACCUUGUUACAGAUCAAUUUCAAAUGUUAUGUAAAGGCUGUAGGUCUGUGCGCAUCAGCCAAAGAGGUCAAGAUGAGCUCAGUGAAAGCUAGUCUGUAGUCAUCCUUCCUGGGUCAAGGUCAUGUGAGACUUCCAAUAACUUAGGGGUGGAUUUAAGGAGGGGAGAGGGGUCAGCUCCCCCUACCCCCUUUUUAGAGACUGCCAAAAUAAAUGUACACUAGAAGGGUGGUUUACCUAGUAGCACGACUUAACCCUGCUCUACCACCAGACGGGGGCAGGUUUGUGAACAUAUCUGUAUUAAUAAAAAGUUUAAUACAUAGUUCAUAUUUAAUAGUGUAUAUACGUAGACACAGUGCUGUUGUGAUUAUUGAAUUUAAAUAUAGGGGUAAUUUCUAUGACAUCUCUUGAUUUUUAUGCUAGCCAAUCGUUCCUGUAAUAUGUUUUGAUAGAAUGAAUUGAUUUAUUUCCAUAAAUAUAUGACGGAGCAGUUAUUAUUAUGCAUUUACUAGUCAACAAAUUGCCCCUGUGUUUGAAAAAGAGCAGGCUACAUACAGGUUAUCACAGCUGAAAUUUAUAUUUCACUCUGGAAAAACAUUUUGAAACAAUUUUUUGUUUUUACUAACUAUACAAUUCAUUCAAAAUAAUGUGUGAAGAGUAAUAAUGUGAAAUGGGUACAGGUUUUGAUGUAGAAAUUAUAAGAUGUGUGUUUUGCCAUUUAUUAAUAAAAGGGGAUAUUUGUACUAUUCUUGAAGAAUCCUGUCUCAACUCAGUAAGUUCUAUAUUUUAACAUUUGUUGGUUAACAUCAUGUGUUGGAUUUCAAAAGCAUACCUACAUCCAAUCUUUCACUAACAAACAUCAAAAAAUAUAACCUCCUAUCGUGACACACAUAUAAACAUUUAAGUGGAUUAAUCAUUACGUUUAUACUAUUAAAAAUCAUUUUAUUUCAAGUUUCUGUAGUUAAAGUAAACUAACUGUCAAUAUUUCCGAUGGUUGACGAAGACCAAGCAAUGGUAAUUUGUAUUCUAUGAACUAUUUUUCAUCUUAACUUUAUUUUAAAUUAAUGUAUAUUAAAGGCAUCAAUAAUAUGAGCAGCAUAUGGUUCAAAACACUGUAACAAGCAUCAUAAUAUCUAAGAUAGGUCUCUGUUCAAGAAAAAUAGAAAACUUCUAUGGUAGUUGCCAUAUUUGGCUGCUAGUGAGGUCACAGACUAACACUGCCAAAUCCAGCCUCCACCCCAUUUCAAUCUAAAAUGCAAAGUUCAAACUAUGUCUAUUAGAAACUGGAGGAUUGCAGUGCUGCAACAGUUUGACACCACUACUUGAGAAUUGCUGCAAAACUAUUAAUUUACAGGCUCUUCAACAUAAGAAUUUGAUGGUAAGAAAAAUUCUCUGUAAUUUUUUUUCAAGGUUGGUCAAGUGAAGAAUUAAAAUUAUUAUACAGUAGUCUCGAUUCACUAAGCUAUAAUUAACCGAGAUUCCAUAUUAUCAGAGCAGGCUUAAAUGCACCAUUAUACCAGCAAACACUGUUGAAAAUUUUG